This is a messenger RNA of Bicyclus anynana (squinting bush brown), 4771 nucleotides long. Its product is annotated as protein GPR107. The record is from RefSeq and is a predicted model, not a curated record. Gene Ontology annotation, biological process: transport. NCBI's taxonomy places the organism in Eukaryota, Metazoa, Arthropoda, Insecta, Lepidoptera, Nymphalidae. The coding region runs from base 210 to 1784 and encodes 524 amino acids. Gene Ontology annotation, cellular component: Golgi apparatus; membrane. The transcript has 12 exons.
GCCCCCUCAGAAGUAAACAUUGUGUCGCUUGUGUCCUUGUGUAGUUAGUUAAUUAUCUUUGAUUUGAUACUCAAUAAACUCUUUGGCAGUUUGGGACUUGCAGGAAUAAAUAAAUGGUACUUCUUGAUUUCUUUACGAUUACUUCUAAUAAUUUUAUUGGUGGCCAUUGAGCAAAAAAUCGAGUUGAAUGAUAUUUUAAAAAGAUAACUAUGACUGCUGUUGUGGCAAAAGUUCUCGCGAUCCUCAUUGUUAUUGAGACUGUUGCCUCCAGAAUCCACAGGCUGCCUCUUACGGAUGAUGAGCGUCAUUAUGUCGACCUAACCACAUUUGGGUUCUACCAAGGAGGAAUUUUGGAUGUUCAUGUGAUCAAUUUUGUACUACCAUCUGGCCCUGUCUACGGAGAGUAUGGAUUUACACUUGACCGAACACUCAACGACGCAAUCAACCCAUACCUUGAAUCACACUCCGAUACAUGCAUUUUUAAAGGUUUUGAGAAAAAUAGAACACACCAUGGCACUGUGUUUCUGAGAAUGGAUUUCAAGAAUCUAAGAAUGAACAUUACCUGCGAAGGGGAAAUAUUAGCGCUGCACCUGUAUCAGAAUAAGUCUAUGAUACCUAUCGAAAAUGAGCACCCCAACAGUUCCCAAAUGCUUACAACCCCUGAUAAUGAAAAAAUCAAGGAUGUUCCAAAAAAUCAGUGUUCAAAUGCCGAGAUACAAAUUACAAAGGAAACACGCAAUGGUUUCGACUUCUACAAUACCAGUUUCGCAAUGUAUGUGGCGUCCACACACGAGGAGGGUUUAUACAACGUCUAUUUCCACUAUUGCCCGCAAAAUACCGGUCCGGUGAUACCUACUAAUGCUGUGAUUGAAAUAUUCGAAACUAACAAGUACAGUUUCCUUUCGGCUGGCGAGAUGCCCCUUCCAGCUAUAUAUAGCAUGAUGUCACUGAUGUUCUUCAUGAGUGCCUUUUUGUGGACGACUCUCCUGAAGAUCAGUAUCCACAAAGUGUACAAGAUUCACUACAUUAUGUGUGUGCUGGUUUACCUGAAGGCGAUCUCGUUGGCGUUCCAUGGAAUAAACUAUCACUUCAUACAAACUAAAGGGGAGCACGUCACCGCUUGGGCAAUACUCUACUACAUCACACAUUUACUAAAAGGUGCAGUACUAUUUGUGACCAUAGUAUUGGUUGGCACUGGUUGGAACUUCAUAAAACACAUACUUGCGGACAGGGAUAAGAAGAUAUUCAUGAUUGUCAUACCGUUACAGGUGGUAUCCAACGUGGCCGAGAUCAUAAUAGCGGAGAGCGAGGAAGGCGCGGUGGAACACAACGCUUGGAGGAUCCUGUUCAUUCUCGUCGACAUGCUGUGCUGCGGCGCCAUCAUGUUCCCCGUCGUAUGGUCGAUUCAUCACCUGGAGGAUUCCUCAACGACCGAUGGCAAGGCGGCUGUGAAUCUACGGAAGCUCAAGUUGUUCCGACACUUCUACAUCAUGAUCCUCUGUUACAUAUACUUUACAAGGUUUAUCGUCACUAUACUAGAGAACACAGUGCCGUUUCAAUUGACGUGGGUGGACGAGAUGUUCCGUGAAAUGGCGACAUUCGUGUUCUUCGUGACGACGGGCUACAAGUUCCGUCCCGCCGCCGCCAACCCUUACUUCACCCCCGCACAGUUGGAGGACGACGAAGCACAAGUAUUAUCGGAAAUAGGAGUGCUGGAAGGCCUGACAAACAGAGAGAAACGGAGAGAAGACAUGCAACCUUUAUUGCUAGAUAAUUCAGAUUAGGAUUAUGUAUAAGUGCUAGUAUAGACAUUCCAUUUUACGAAGAAGAUUUGAUUUUAGUUGUCAUAUUUAAUUAUCAACCGCGUUUGUAUAUGUUAAUGUUAAAUUGUAAAAUACGUUAGUUUAUAAUCUCACUCGCGAUAUUGUAAUCUGUCGAUAUAAUGUGAACUGAACAUACUGAUUACAAUUUAACGUGUAAUUUUUCGGUAUAUUAUAAUCUAUCGAAGUGAAACCGUUAAAUUGCAAUCUUAAAACGUCCACUGUCCGAACUUGCCCCUGAUUAAUUGGCCUUACAGUAGACCGUUCUGUGCCCAUAGAGUUAGGAAUGAAACACAUAUGUCAGUCAAUAAAAUACUUCAAGAAUUGUGACACCACGUAUUUAUUUAUUAUACCUAAAGACUGGCUGACUGACUUAAGUCAGUCUUAGGUUCAUGUUCUAAACUAAUUUUUAUGUAACCUUACUUUAGAUUUGACAUAACAUAACAAAGCUUAUAAUUAACAACAUUUUAAAUUUUACAAUACAACAUUUAAAUAAGAACAGUGUUAAAAUUAAGUUAAAUAAUUAAGAAACGCACUGACCACCCCCUCGAUUUUCUUUCUUUUACUAUUUUCUUUGAUUUGUCCAUUGUAAUUUUUUACUAUUACUAUUACUUAUUAUUAUUAUAUUACUAUUUUAUUAUGUCAGCUGUAAUAUUUUUGUAACUCUAUAGUAAAUUUAUCCUGAUUGACAACUUAACGGUUUCACUUCGAUAGAUUAUAAUAUACCGAAAAAUGACACGUUAAAUUGUAAUCAGUAUGUUCAGUUCACAAUAUUCGACGAUUAAAAUAUCGCGAGUGAGAUUAUAAACUAACGUAUUUUACAAUUUAACGGUGACAUAAUAGGCUAGGUGACACUUUUUUUAAAUGAUCUUAAAUAGUUCAUUAUCGUUCUGCUUAGAUUGAAAAAAAAAAUUCAUAUUUUUUCGAGACGUGAUUACAUGGAAAUUUUAGUUUUAACAUAUGUUUUUGACAAUACGAGCCAAAACGCCUGUUGGUCAUGAUGGUCUGUAUUACUACUGUUAAUACUAUUUUAGUACUAGUAUUAAUUCUACUCUAUACUAGUAUUAAUACUACCCUAUUAUAUCCAUUAUCCGUGUUACAACUGACGCCGUAUGUAGUGUAUGUCAGUUUUUUGUAAUUAUUUUGAUUGACAUUUCGAGUAGAUAAUAUUGUUGAAACCGAUGGGUAUGGUACACCCCUCUUAGAAUAAAAAAAAUGAGUUUCUGUUUUACUGACGGUCAUUCAGUUCUGAUUUAUUACUGUAUGAUUACUGUACUACAACAAUAAAAUGCAAAACUUCUGCGUGAAAUGGAAUAGCUCGUAAUGUAGGUAUAUCAAUUAUUAAAUAUUUAUUUCGAUCUCCUUUUUGUGCACUCUGACUUUUAAGUGGUAAGUUUUUUUUGUUGUUUCGAUGACAGAUUUAUGUUAGCGGACGCCCGCGCCUUCGAUUGCGCGGAAGUCCUUGAUUUUUGGAAUUGUUAUAGUCAGAUAAACUUUACAGAUAGACAUAUACCGUCGAUACAUACAUUAUUUUCACGUAACUUUAAUUGGACAGGAUUUUUUUCCCAUUUUUGUUCCAUUUUCAUCCUAGAUAUUAAUUAUAAUGUAAGCUUUUUCAAUUAAUGGACUUGUCCAACACAAUAUUUUUUCACUUCAUACUAGUAGUUUCAAAUUAAGGCGAUCAACAAAAUAAACAAAUAAACUAUUCAGCGUUAUAAUAUUUUUAUAGAUUGAUUAGAUUUCUGCUCUCAGGGCCAUAGUCCAUUAAACUGAUAUACCCCAAUUUAAGCGCAAUUCUAUCCUAGGCCUAUAUUAAUAGACGUUACUCAACUCAAUAACACAUAACACAAGUUCAGUAUUGAAUUCAUUACCACGUAAAUUAACAUCACGAAUAGUGUUAAUGCUACGGCCUCGUUAGGCCGGUGUGCUAGGAAUAAGUCGAUUUUGAAAGGGGUGUCGAAGGACCAGGCCUUUAUUGUUGGACCAAACUGUGUGGAAGGGCGUGGAUGAGCUGGGAAUCGGACUGACCUUUGAUGCUGGUGCGGAGCGACGCCGUUGAGGUGAUGACCGGCGGCAGUACUGCGGCUGGAUUUUUAUGGUGUCACGGCACUGAAUUGAAUAGGUUUGCGCGGAACACUGUUUUACACGCCACUCGAGUGGGAUUAUGUGCUGAUCAUUGGGGUUUUAUGCGUUUUUUCACUGAGACACUUGUAAAGGUGCGCGCGAGCCGACCGAAUUUUCCCAAGCGAGAUUUUCAAUAUGGCGGACGCGCUUCCAGAAAGUCCGUCUAUACAGUGUUGCCAUUUUUUGGAACGUCACGCGGUUGGCGUGAACAAAUAGGUAGAACUUCAAGUUCCAUAUUGAGUUACUCACUCUCUUAUUUUGUCUUACAUAAUAUACUAUACUGUUAUAUAUAUAUAUAACAGUAUAGUAUAUGUAAGACAAAAUAUUAAUUUGUACAAACGAAAAGGAGAUUUAAACCCACGUCUUACUAGACACGGGCAUAAGUUAGUUAUUUCUGCAUAUCGUCUCCAAAGAGUAAAAAAAUCUUUUGUAGGUUUGGGUGUACUCUUCUAUAAUAAGAUCCCCAAGACUGUGAUGGACCUGCCAAUGCAUAGCUUUAAGCAAUGUGUUAAAAAACAUUUACUUAGUCGAGGGUACUACAACAUUGAUGAGUUCCUUAAUGAUAAAGAUGCUUGGAGGCCGUUGGAUCAGUUUCUACCUUCACACAGAAAGUAAAACUAUAAGAACUGUAAACAGUAAUUGUUAUUAAUUGUAAAUUAUAAUACUGUAUGACUUUUUCAAAAGAGCAACUGUUGAGUUUCUUGCCGGUAUCUUCUCAGCAGAACCUGCCUUCCGAACCGGUGGUAGAAUCUUUACAAAUAGUCAACUGACGUGUCAAAAGUGCUUGUAAACUGAGCCUACUUGAAAUAAAUGAUUUUUGAUUUUGA